This is a messenger RNA of Rhodofomes roseus, 291 nucleotides long. Its product is annotated as cytochrome oxidase c subunit VIb-domain-containing protein. Bases 1 to 291 code for a protein of 96 amino acids. Gene Ontology annotation, cellular component: mitochondrion; respiratory chain complex IV. NCBI's taxonomy places the organism in Eukaryota, Fungi, Basidiomycota, Agaricomycetes, Polyporales, Fomitopsidaceae. The transcript is spliced from 2 exons. The record is from RefSeq and is a predicted model, not a curated record.
AUGGGGUGGUUCAGCAGCUCUAAGACGCCGGAGAAGCCUGACCCAGCGUCGAGAACCGAUAGGCAGAAGUGUUGGGACAGCCGGGACGCUUACUUCGCAUGCCUGGACGGUGCCAAAGUUGUCAAGCCCGGUGACGAGGGCAGUGCAUGCGAUGUUCCGAAGGCGGCGUACGAGCGGAACUGUGCAAAAAGUUGGAUCGACUACUUCAACAAACGUCGAGUGCUGGCGGAGCAACAGCAGGGUGUCCUGGCCCAAGCCAACACCCAAUCGAGUGCUACAGCGCGCAGGUAG